AUGGAGUCCGACAUCGCACAUGAUCUCGACAAGUUGAACAUUCGCGAUAUUCUCAACGCAGACUCUCGGCCAACGUUUAUUAUCGAUCUAGAUCCUGACGAUGAGACACCGCUGCGCUCAAAGGCUAUCCAGCCUGUGUUUUGCAACAGUGCGCUCGCGACUCAUGAACGACUAUUAGAUGCCGUGCGCGGCGAGCAGAGCGAGAGUGAGUAUGGGGAGUUCAAGACAUGGGCUACAGGGAUUACGAAACAGGAUGAUUCGAAGGAUGUGUUUCCCUUAUUCUUUUUGUUCAAGGGCUUGCUUUGGACGGGGUCGACGGUUGGCAAGAGAUGGAGGUUGAUUAGUGGGAAUCGACUUUGGCAGCAUCCUGAUACGCCGGCGAGUUUAUCGUCGAGUGCGCUCUCAAGAGCGAAUACGCCGAGUUUGAAAGACGAGGAUACCCCCAAGGGCGAGGUUUCGAAAACACCGAAACAGGAGCCUGAGACGAAGGACGAGACCGUCGAAGAUACGACGCAUGAGAUGACGCCAACGGAAGCAACGCUGAUAGCAUCUACGCCUCGAAAAUUCCCGUUCCGAUCUUGGUGGCGGGGCAGUACCUCCAAAGGAAGUUCGGAUCGUAACACGGGCAGCUCAAGCAGCGGCUCCAUCAUCCUAGGCAAACCCGAAAAAGCCGUCGCAGACUGGACAGUCACGAACCCCAAAGGUCUCCUAUCACCGUACAUCCGCCUCCUCCGCGCCAUAGACUGGUCCUCCACACCCCUAGGCCCCAUGUCCUCAUGGUCCCCCGAACUACGCCAAGUAGCCAAUCUUGUGAUCAACAAUCCUCACCCUGCGAAUAUCUUCUGGGGCAGCGACAUGACGAUGCUCUAUAAUGAAGCGUACGCUGUUGCAUUCGCUGGGAACAAACAUCCGUCCAUGCUCGGCACUGGAGCGUCGGGGCCUUGGUCUGAAGCUUGGGAUGUUCUUGGACCGGCGCUGCAAGAGGUUGUGAGGACUGGUGUGAGCUUUAGAAGCGAUAAUAAUGACCUGGCAUUGUUUAGGAGGGGGUUCUUGGAGGAGACGCAUAUUUGCUGGUCGCUUACGCCGUUGUAUGGUGGGACGGAGAGGAUUGUGGGCUUUUACAAUGCGCCGUUUGAGACGACGGACUUGGUGUUGAGUCAGAGACGAAUGGGGACUAUCAACAAAGUCAGUGAGUCUUUGAGGAAGGCGACGAGUAUCAAGAGUUUCUGGAAGUCGGUGUUGGAUGGUCUUGAGGAUAACCACCGAGAUGUCCCGUUUGCACUGCUGUACUCUGUCGGCGAGGCUGAAGAAGCAGAUCAUCAGUCCAGUUCAUCUGGGAGCACCAUAUCAAGCAAGUCAUGUUAUUUGGAGGGAACGAUUGGGAUACCGGUUGGACAUGAUGCUGCGCCACAGCAGAUUGAUCUCAAGAGGAGUUAUCAGGGAUUUGUGCCUUCGUUUCGAGAGGCGAUGCGGACGAGGGAGCCAACGCUUGUGAGGAUACGAGAUGGAACGUUGCCUGAGGAUCUUUUACAGGGGAUUCAGUGGCGAGGAUUUGGGGAGGCUGGUACAGAGGCGAUUAUCUUCCCGGUUCGACCUACGAAUGGCGAUACGGUGCUGGCGUUUCUCGUGCUGGGUGUCAACCCUCGAAGACCAUAUGAUGAGGGGUAUAUUUCCUUCGCAACACUUCUCAACAACCAACUCGCGACGUCGCUAGCAUCGACGAUACUAUUUGAAGACGAGACACGACGGGGCCGCGAUGCAGCAGAAGCAGCAGCCCUUGAGAAAGAGGAACUCACGCAGCAGUUGGACCUGCAAGCAAGCCGUCUUCGAAGAAUGACAGAGCUUUCACCAUUGGGAAUGUUUCUGGCCAGUCCAGAGGGUAUUCUCCGCGAAGCAAAUGACCGUUUCUACGAAAUGACGGGUCAUAGUCGGGAUACCCAGGGUGAUGUGUCAUGGGCUGAUCUCAUGAAGAAUUCUGGUAGUAUCAUGGAAGAAGGAUGGCAUCGUUUAACGCAGGAUCAGCUCCCCUGGUCAGGAGAAGUUAAACUCCGAGAAAGUUUAGAAAACCCCGUCAACAUCCACGGCGAACCCAUCGACUUCUGGGUCCUCGUCACAGCGCAUCCCGAAAUCACCCCCAGCGGAACUUUGCGCUCCAUCAUGGGUUCCAUAACGGAUAUAUCCCAUCUCAAGUGGGCACAAGGUUUGCAGAACAGAAGAUUACAAGAAGCAGAGGAAACACGACGCCAGCAGAAUGAAUUCAUCGACAUAACAUCCCACGAGAUGCGCAACCCCCUGAGUGCCAUUCUUCAGUGCGCAGAUGACAUCACCUCCGCGAUGCAAGCAUGCCGCACCAACGGAAUCGCAGCGUCGCAGGAUGUUAUUGAAUCAUGCCUCGAUGCAUCACAAACAAUAGCGCUUUGCGUUCAGCACCAGAGGUCAAUAGUAGACGAUAUCCUGACCGUUUCAAAACUCGAUUCUAAUCUUUUGCUCAUCACACCGGUGGUGUGUCAACCGCAAGCUAUCGUUGAGAGAGUUGUCAAGAUGUUUGAGUCAGAGAUGCUGGCGAAGGACAUCACGCUUGAGAUUGACAUCGGUUCUGAGUUUGAGAAGCUAGCUGUUGAUUGGGUCGCUAUGGAUCCGAGUCGUGUUCUCCAGAUCCUUAUUAAUCUCAUGACCAAUGCUAUCAAAUUCACGGCGACUUCUGCAACACGCGUGAUAAAGGUCGCUGUUGGAGUGUCGAAGGAUCUACCGGAGAUUAAUAACAUUCCUGGCUUUGCGUUUGCGCCUACGAGGGGUGAGAUUGGGAGUGUUGUUGGAUCUGAUGAAUGGGGUUCUGGAGAGGGUCUAUACGUGAGGUAUAGAGUGCAGGACACAGGCUGUGGAUUGACAGAUGACGAGAAAAAGCGGCUGUUUCAGAGAUUCAAGCAAGCGAGCCCACGGACACACUACAAAUACGGCGGUAGUGGCCUUGGGCUGUUUAUAUCGAAACGACUGGCAGAGCUACAUGGCGGUCGAAUCGGCGUUGCGUCUACCUCCGGCAAAGGCAGUGAUUUCGGUUUCUACAUCCAAGCUCGACGAUGUUUACCUCCCCACGAGCAAAGUUCACCUCAGCCAAGCCCCUCCGAAACACCAUCCACUACAGAUCCUUCCAAGAACACCGUUCACCUCUUAUCCCCCAGGCCCUCCGCCCGAACCCGUCGCGAGAGCAUCCUCGCCGCCGUCUUCACCCCCAGCUCGCUCACAGUGCACGUCGUCGAAGACAACCUCAUCAACCAAAAAGUACUAGUAAACCAACUUCGCAAAGCAGGCUGCACUGUAAGUGCAACUAAUGACGGGCUUGAAGCGUUGGAGUUUCUCAAAAAGACACAUUUCUUUAAAGCUGGGGGAUCAGAUUUGUCUGUUGUUUUGAUGGACUUGGAGAUGCCGAAUAUGGAUGGGUAUCAGUGUGUAAGGGAGAUUAGGAGGUUGGAGAGGGAGGGGGAGAUUGCGGAGCAUGUUCCUGUUAUUGCGGUUACGGCGAAUGUGAGGGAUGAACAGAUUAGGAUGGCGUUGGAUAGUGGUAUGGAUGAUCUUGUUUCAAAGCCGUUUAGGAUUCCGGAGGUCAUGAGUAAGAUUGAAGGGUUGUUGAAGAAGUGUAAUGGGUAA
This is a messenger RNA of Fusarium subglutinans, 3645 nucleotides long. RefSeq names its product sensory transduction histidine kinase. The transcript has a single exon. Gene Ontology annotation, biological process: phosphorylation; phosphorelay signal transduction system. Gene Ontology annotation, molecular function: phosphorelay sensor kinase activity. Lineage: Eukaryota; Fungi; Ascomycota; Sordariomycetes; Hypocreales; Nectriaceae. The coding region runs from base 1 to 3645 and encodes 1214 amino acids. The record is from RefSeq and is a predicted model, not a curated record.